UGGAUUUGAGGGGUCUGGGGUUUUGCUCCCCUCCAGGGGAAUUUAAUCCUUUCCUGGGGCUGUUUCUUCUCUCAAGCCUCUGGGUCUGGGGUCUUUCUCCCACCUUGUGGGACACGCCUAGACCCUGGACCCUUGCAGGGACCUAUUAGCCCCCACGCCAGGAGGGCUCGAAGGGGGUGACCCUCUUGUUUCCCCCCCCCAUCAUUUGCACCCGGGUUAGGGUUCUCACUGCCUGUGGGGGCACAACUGGGACCCGCCGUCCCCCAGUGCCGUCGCAGCCCUCUCCAGCCUGGUCUCUCCUCGCAGAUCCAGGUGUCACGUGUUCAGCAUGGCUGUCCAGGACGCACGCCCCAACCACACAAUCUACAUCAACAACCUCAACGAGAAGAUCAAGAAGGAUGAGCUGAAGAAGUCCCUUUACGCCAUCUUCUCCCAGUUCGGCCAAAUCCUGGACAUCCUGGUGUCCCGGAGCCUGAAGAUGCGGGGUCAAGCCUUCGUCAUCUUCAAGGAGAUCAGUAGCGCCACCAACGCGCUGCGGUCCAUGCAGGGCUUCCCCUUCUACGACAAGCCCAUGAGGAUUCAGUACUCGAAGACAGACUCGGACAUCAUCGCCAAGAUGAAGGGAACCUUCGUGGAGCGUGACCGCAAGCGGGAGAAGAGGAAGCCCAAAGGCCAAGAAGCUUCCUCAGCCAAGAAAGCGAUCGCUGGGGCUGCGGCUCCGGUUGCCCGCCCCGAGCCCGCCGAGAGAUCGGGGCAGGGAAAAGACGCCCGAGUCCCCGGCGUCCCCGCUCGAGCCUGCAGACUCGUUUCUCGAGCUGCGCCCGCGUUUCGCCUCUGA
Molecule: messenger RNA, 838 nt
Organism: Struthio camelus australis
Lineage: Eukaryota; Metazoa; Chordata; Aves; Struthioniformes; Struthionidae
Source: RefSeq, a predicted model, not a curated record